Sesamum indicum (sesame) is the source of this 1775-nucleotide messenger RNA. The record is from RefSeq and is a predicted model, not a curated record. Lineage: Eukaryota; Viridiplantae; Streptophyta; Magnoliopsida; Lamiales; Pedaliaceae.
UGUUUCAAGGACCUGAGGGAACUGUCUAUGAAGGUGGCGUGUUUAAAAUCAAGAUCCAAAUACCCGAAAGGUACCCGUUUCAGCCUCCAAUUGUUACCUUCUCUACGCCUAUAUACCAUCCAAAUAUAGACAAUGGGGGCCGCAUUUGUUUGGAUAUCCUUAAUCUCCCGCCUAAGGGUUCGUGGCAACCAUCUUUGAACAUUUCAACUGUCUUAACAAGCAUUCGACUCUUACUAAGUGAGCCAAACCCUGAUGAUGGUCUUAUGCAUGAACCGAGUAGAGAGUACAAAUAUAACAGACAAACAUUCAAUCAGACUGCGCGAUCCAUGACUGAAAAGUAUGCCAGAGCUGGAGAAAGUGAAACUGCUCAGUGCAGCUAUGGCAAUCAAAGUCAUUCACGGCCAAACAUAGAACAAAUUGAACCGGAAGGAUCGGAUACAUCCAUAUGCAUUACUGAGCAGUUUGUACCCCACCAGACAUUUAGUGGAAGCAGCAGUAAGCUGUCACUGGGGUCUUUGGGAUUCAGUAGCAAUUGGGAUAGUGGUAUCUGCAAAGCGCCGGAUCAUUAUUACUCACAGAAUCACAUUGACGUUGGACAAACUAAAGAAGCUAACAAAAUUUCAGCUGAAUACAAGUGCAAAUCUUCUAAACUAGAGGCCCUAAGAAAUAAACUGUUGGUGAAAGGUCCGGUUGUUUCCCAUUGUAGAAAUGGUGAGGAUGCAAAUAUCAAUCUGCCAAGUCAGAGUUCAAUCUUGUCAGAGACCCGACUCCCUUGCGCAUACGCUCUACAGUUCUCUCCCGUGGCAAAGGUUGGCAACAGUCAUCAGCUAGAAGAUUAUAUAGAAAGAGGCCGUAGCACAAACGCCAGUCUGGAGCAGCAGUCAUUACCCUGUAUUACAACGGACCCAAGUACGAAUUCUAACAAGAAAAUGCAUGGUGUGCCUAAGGAUGCUGUUUCCUGUCUUGAUUCCACUGGGACGCAUGAAGCCUUGCCAUGGGCACAAAGUCCUACCUCCAAUAAAAAGAAUCCUCCUAAAGAUGCUAAUACCAGAAAGGGGAGUGGUUCAACUAGUAGUAUACUUAAGAAAGCAGGUUUGGUUGGGUUAUCACCAUCUUCGGGAUCUUUAGGUUGGGUUCAACGUCAAUUAGAAGAUGAAAAAGAGAACAAGCCUCCAGUUCGAUGCUUCCCGCCUCAACAAACAGGCCAAUCUGCAGCUUCACCUAUGACAUCAUCAUUUGUUUUAGAACAUCGUAAAGAUUACAAUGAAAGGAAAGGGAAACAAGCCGUCAUUGGGGGACACAAGCUAUCUCUAACAGCCGCAAAGCUGCCACUGGAACCUGUGGAUCAACUACUAGGCAGUGACAAUAAUCCAGGCUUGCAUUCUAAGAACCCACCUGUUCCCGAUUCCAAAUUUCUGCAAGUGAGGUCUGAUGAGAAGCAGCAGAGUAAUCAGGUUGAUGAGGGAAAGUCCGCUGGGAAUUUUGAACAACUCUCUGGUAGCUCAGAGAUACCGGAGUCUGUGAUCGUGUUGGAUAGCGAAGACAGUGAGGAUGAUAAUCUGACUGUGAGGUCUAAGUUGUCUCUAGCCAAAAGAUUCUUGUCAAGGAAGCGGAAAUCCGUUUCUGAUAGGUGAAGUAAAUGACUUGAUCUGUUGAUUUGCUGGUUGUCAAGAGCAGUUGCGAAUACUUAAAUGAUUCAACUUGUUGAAUUAUGAAAAAAGUAAACAGAAAAUUUUCUAACCUGUUGAUUUGGAUGGAACCCAAAUACCUUUCUC